Molecule: messenger RNA, 1353 nt
Organism: Auanema sp. JU1783
Lineage: Eukaryota; Metazoa; Nematoda; Chromadorea; Rhabditida; Rhabditidae
Source: the annotation of a GenBank genome assembly
AUGUCUAGGUCACCAUUAGGUAGACCUAUUCAAGUUGGAGUUUUUGAGCAUGAUCCGGAUGCAUUUAACUGCUUCCGUAAUGUUCCUAAGGGUCAAUGUGCUAAACCUGGAGCUGAAAUUGAUAUAAUCACAAUGGUGAUGGAUAUCUUAGAUUGGGAAUGGGAAAUUGUUGAUACAGAAUCUGCUUAUGGCGUUGUUAAUGACUUCGGAAAUGUACAAGAAGAUGGGAACUUUAGUGGUAUUAUGGGUCUAUUACAUACUAAUAAGAUUGAUAUGAGUGGAUUAUCAAUGAGAGUAACACCGGAACGCAUGAAAGCUGCUCAUUUUACUUUUCCCAUCAGAUACUUCCAACAAGUUUAUAUCAUAACGAAACCUCCUGAAAACGAUUUCCGUAAUUUCAUUUUUUCUCCUUUUUCAACAGAAUUUUGGUUUUUACUUGUAGCAGCCAUUGUUGCUGUAGGCAUUACGAGAGUAUUAUGUGGUAUGAUUAUGCAAAGAAUUGUUCGUCGACGAGUUCAGUAUAUAGGAGACUGUUUUUUCGAGCUAUUUGCUAUUAUCUUCAAACAACGUGUGCGUGAAUCCAGAGCUUUAUGCUUAAUGAUUUUACAAAUAAUUUUUGUAACAUCCAUAUUAAUAGUACGAGGUCAUUUUCAAUCAAUAAUGAAUUCAAAGCUUUCUGCUCCUCCAACAAGUGCCAUCCCCUUUUAUACGCAAUCACAGCUAUUAGAUUUAUUUGAGAAAAAAGCUCGUUAUCCAACGUAUUAUGUUGAUAUCCAACUGGAAGGUUCAAAUGAGAAGAAUCAGGAAAGGAUCAACAAAAUUUCUGAAUAUAAUCCAAUAGUUGUUCAUCCGAAAGAAGAUGAUUUAAUUGCAGAAAUAAAGAAAGGAGGAGUAUUCUAUUCAACGUAUGAUAUCGAAUUCUUGACAACCGCUGUUAGUAUAUGGGAUGAGAAGGAGCAACUCACGGUUAUCAGAGAUCCAACGGGUAUUUUAAGUUAUGUUGCUUUCGGAUUUUCAAAGAACAAUCGAAAACUCUGCUCACAGUUCAAUGCUGCGUUGAUGCUUGUUCUACCAGGUGUUCCACGAAUCACCCUAGGACCUGGAUACGCUAAUAAGAAGCCUCCCUUAGAUACUACCAUUCAGGCUAAGAAGACUUCAUUAAGCCUUAGGCGGCAUUUGGAACAGUUAUUCUUAAUGUAUUUGAUCUCACAUUCAUUCUGCUUGUUAGUCUUCUCGCUAGAGAUAAUUAUAAAGAAAAUAUAUGUUUUUGCCCAGUCGCGUGCCUACAGUUUGAAUAGAGAAAUGGAUAAUCAAUCCAGUGUUAUAGACCUUGAACUGUUCAAAACAGAGUAA